AUGAGAAUUCUAAUCUCUUCCCUCCUUCUGUUGCUGCCACUAAUGCUGAUGCCUAUGGUCUCUAGCAGCCGAAAUCCAGGGGUCGCCAGAGGCCAUCGGGACCAACGCCAGGCUCCUAGGAGGUGGCUCCAAGAAGGCAGCCAAGAAUGUGAGUGCAAAGACUGGUUCCUGAGAGCUCCUAAAAGAAAACUCAUGACAGUGCCCGGGCUGCCAAAGAAGCAGUGUCCCUGUGACCAUUUCAAGGGCAGUGUGAAGAAAACCAGGCACCAAAGGCACCACAGGAAACCAAACAAGCACUCCAGAGCCUGCCAGCAAUUUCUCACACGAUGUCAGCUGGAAAGCUUUGCUCUGCCUUUAUAG
Molecule: messenger RNA, 360 nt
Organism: Puma concolor (puma)
Lineage: Eukaryota; Metazoa; Chordata; Mammalia; Carnivora; Felidae
Gene: CXCL17
Product: C-X-C motif chemokine ligand 17
Biological process (GO): positive regulation of macrophage chemotaxis; positive regulation of monocyte chemotaxis; negative regulation of inflammatory response
Source: RefSeq, a predicted model, not a curated record